CGGCGAGCGACUAAAUGAUGACGGACAGACGCAGCUUGAGGAGAGCAUGGACAAAGAGAAUGAUGUUAAAAGUGAAGAUCUUGCGUGCCACGAUGACGGUGACGUCCCCACGAGUGAGCAAGGAAGCAAAUCGCGAACGGAUCUGGACAUGAUUGAGAGAGAGGGCUGGCCAUGCUGUGGCCUCUAGUAAAGGAUUGUUCACGAGGCUGCGGCAAAGACAGGGUCAUCGGUUUACGCACAGCACUGGUACUACUUCUCAGAGUACUCUAAUUGGUUCGGUCCAGCUUAGUAUUCUUAUCUCUACUGGAGAAAGAGCGAUUCUAACACUGAAUGAAGUAGCACAUGACAACCAA
This is a messenger RNA of Phytophthora nicotianae INRA-310, 353 nucleotides long. RefSeq lists its product as hypothetical. The coding region runs from base 47 to 187 and encodes 46 amino acids. The transcript is spliced from 2 exons. The record is from RefSeq and is a predicted model, not a curated record. NCBI's taxonomy places the organism in Eukaryota, Oomycota, Peronosporomycetes, Peronosporales, Peronosporaceae.